AUGUGGACCCAUCGUAGAAGUGAAGAUCCGACACCAACUGAAGUUGCUUGUUACUGGAAAAAGUCUCGAUUAUCAGGCAUUGGAACCGUAAUAAAAUAUAUUGAAGCUGAAAAACUGACGAAAAAAACCUCUGAUACCUUAGUUGACAAUUUACCGGAUAAUAGUACAUUUCUACAAGAAGUAAUUCAAUUUGCCAAGAAUCACCAAAUAAAUUCUCAAAUUGGGCAAUUAAAUUUUGAUUUAGAAGACAGAAAAGCUUACAAUUUAUCGUUACAUCAACUUAUUUUUGAUUUUAAUCAAAAUACAGAUUUGCAGGUUGCACAAUUUUUAAAAUUUGCUGAAACUAAAAUGGAAGAAGCUGUGUGUGAAGAAGCUGAACGACUAACGAAACAGCAAAGUGAAUGUACCAUUUGGCAUGAGCUUCGUUAUGGACGUAUUACUGCAUCAAAAUUUUAUGAAGCUGCUCAUUGUAAAACUGAUAACGGUUCAUUAGUUCAACAAAUUAUUGGUGCGACCAAAGUUCAUGAGACAAGUGCUAUGACGCGAGGGAAAGAAUUGGAAAAAGAUGUAAUCAAAGUUCUUGAGAAAGAAUUAAGAGUACAAAUUACGCGUCCGGGGAUGUAUCUCGUACCUAGUCACCCGGUUUUUGCAGCAUCUCCUGAUGGAAUGACUAGUAAUGCCAUUGUUGAAGUAAAAAAAAUAAAUUGUCGUUAA
This is a messenger RNA of Danaus chrysippus (African queen), 714 nucleotides long. NCBI's taxonomy places the organism in Eukaryota, Metazoa, Arthropoda, Insecta, Lepidoptera, Nymphalidae. The record is from the annotation of a GenBank genome assembly.